UGAACAAACAUCUUGAUGUCUAAGAACAGGAUGGAGAUUCAUUUCUUUGUGGGCGCACGUGUGCUGCGGGGCCCUGACUGGGGUCAAGGAGACAGCGAUGGAGGAGAGGGCUACCUGGGCACUGUCACUCAGUUGCUAGGCAACGGCAGAGUGUGUGUAGUGUGGGACAAAGGUGCUGAGACCAUCUGCCGCGCUGGUGGAGAUGAAAAGCACGAUUUGAGACUCUUCGACACUGCUCCGUCAGGUGUUCGACACAAAGGCACAAAGUGUUCAGCAUGCGGACAGGGUGACAUCUGGAGCAUGUUGUGGCGAUGCCAGCAAUGUACCGGAUCUGACCUUUGCACCUUCUGCUAUUCCGAGGAUAAGCACGAAAUUAAUCACAGAUUUAUUCGUAUAGACUGGCCUGGUGAUGUCGGCCAGGCUCUUCCUGUCCGCAAAGUCAGUGUCAAAGUUCGAGCGAUCGGCAUCUUUCCCGGUGCAAAGGUCAUUCGAGGAAAAGACUGGAUGUGGAAUGACCAAGAUGGCGGCCAGAGUUCGGAGGGUGAGGUGGAAGGUUACGAACCUGAAGCGGUGGACUCGUGGAGGAACCUUAUUCGUGUACGUUGGCAAAGUGGCGUCGUCAACAGCUACCGCCUCGGUUUCCAAGGCAAAGUAGAUCUCUUGUGUGUGGAGGAGGAAACAGGACCUUUCUACUACAGGGAUCAUCUCCCUUUACUGGACAUCACCCAAAAGGAAGUCACUAGCAAAGAGAGAGCUAGUCAAGGGUCACGACCUUCUUUAGUGCUUCGCCAUCCUGAACCUCACAAGUCGGUUGUCGAGAAUGUUGACACAGGAAAUGACGAUGCUGCUGACAAGCUUGCGAUGGGAGUUGGGGUUGGAGAUCACGUGACCAUCACGGCCAACGAGCAACAAUUAGAGACUCUACAGAAGGACUUUGGGGGAUGCACCCCGGGAAUGAUCAAGAGCAUCGGUAACACAGGGGAGGUAACCAGCAUAUCGAGAAGAGGAGCUGUUUGUGUAAGGUUCGGACCUACUAACCGUGUGAGCUACCGGUUCAAUCCUGCUGCAGUGAUCAAGCUACAGAAAUUUGAAGAGAACGACAUUGUUCGCGUGAAAUCCAGCAAGGACCUCACACAACUUUUCAACAGAAAAAUAGGCUGGAAGCCAGAAAUGGAUAAGACGCUGGGAAAAGUGGGCAGAGUUCGCAAAGUGGACCACGAAGGAAAUAUUCUCGUUGAGGUCGAAGGUCAACUGUUUCUCUAUUCUCCUGCAUGUUGUCUGCACGAGCCUGCUGAGUCAGUAACAUCGCAUCGUGAGGAAACCGUCAAACAGGAAAUGACGUCAGCGAAAACACAACCUGCAGCAACAGUGAAGAACAUGGAAUUGAGGGAAGUGGCUCGUGAUCACAUGGACAGCGGGACACCAGACAGAGUGAAUGCCAUGCACAGACUCUUUGCGGCCAUUAAGUGUGAUGACGACAGGAAAGUGAAGGAAAUGUGUCUGCUGGACCCUAACCUGGUAGAAUGUGAGUACACGGGGAUCACACCACUGAUCCUAGCCUUAUACGAAGGUAGACGAAAAUGUGUCAGGGUGUUGCUCGAGCUAGGGGCAGAUGUCAGCAGAUGUGUCAGCGAUGACUCUAACAAAACUCCGAUGUCUGCAGCUCUGGAAGGAAAGAAUGAAGACCUUGUGGAGCUUCUGCUGGAACUUGGCGCCAACAAGGAGCAUUGGUAUUCGCCUGGAGUCACUGCUAUUGACCUGGCUAUCAAGUAUAGUUUAGUGGGCGCAGUCCUGGCGCUAGCUAAACAUGGCGCUGAUGUCAAUAAGAAGAAUUUAGGAGGGAAGACACCCAUUCACAUUGCAAUAGAGCUGAAAAAGACUGACAUUGUAGAGGCAUUGUUAUCUCUACCGGAAGUGGAUAUCGAAAUAGAAGAUGACAACUACUUCAACGCCCUCCAGCUGGCCUGCCUCAGAGAUCAUCCACGGUCGGUGGAACUGAUUCUGCAGCGAGACAAGAGCGGGGUGAAUAAAAGAAGGAAAGGGGACUCAUCUCCUCUUCAUAUCGCUGCCUACAACGACCACGUGGAGUGUGUGCGACUCCUGGUCAUCAAUGGCGGAGCUGAUGUUAACAUUAGAAAUGAACGCACUAAGGGCACGGCGCUACAUAAUGCAUGUUUAGCUGGACACUUUGCGGCAGCCGAAGCUUUGCUUGAGCUAGGUGCUGAUGUCAAUGUUGUAGACGCCGACGGGGACACACCACUUCAUUUGGCCGUUGGUGGAAAAAUUGAAAAUUACGGUCAGGGCGACAGCGCUGACGUGGAAAUAAUGUGCCGUGUGCAACUGUCCAACAUGCUCAUCAGUGCCGGCGCCUUUGUUGAUGCCAGGAACUCACAGGGUCGCACGCCCUUGUCAUACGGCCACACGGAGGUCAGAGAGGGCGUGAAGAUGUUCAUCAAGAACAACAGGUCCGCUGUAAAACUAAAGACUGGACGAGGGUCUGUAGACUUUUCGCCUCCAGUCUUUGGAGGACAAGAUAACCUGGAGGAAAAGCUGAAGCGAGUGGGGCUGCCAUGUGGGUUGUGCGGCCACCCGAAGUCUGACGUCACUCUCUACCCGUGUCAACACAAGUGUGUGUGUAGCGGGUGCAGUGUAGCAGUCACGUGCUGCCCUCUUUGUGACGAGCCUGUGAAGGAAAAAAUCAACACGGGACCAGACGAUGAGGUCUAUGACCUCGAAAAGAAGUUCAAUCUGAUGUGACUAGACUGUACGACACACUUCGCUCAACUGGUCGACGUUAAGAAGACAUUCCUGAUGAUAAACAUUUAUUUUGGUCAUAAACAAUCAAAACAAAAGAACUUCGGUAACAUCAGUGAUACCAAAUCUGCUUGCUACUUUUUUAUUACAAUUUUCUUAUUAUUAUGUAAAAAUUGCUGCCCAGCUUUCCUAACGGAGAUUUCAACUCCAAUCCUGACAAAUAUGACAACUGGACACCUGGCUGAAAGACCAGUAGCUACCUGUACUAGAGUUUGCUGUCACGUGUUGUGCACGCCAGUUCAUGUUGUAUAAACUCUAAUCUUUUCUUAUAACUGCCCUGAUCCCCAUGCUUCAAGAAGUCACAUAAAUGAUGCUACUGUUUGCUUUUGUAUGUUAUGAUUACUGGGUAAAUGCACUACUUUCUAUAUUCCCCUGUAGGUUGUAAAAGCUGAAUCACGAAAUAAAAUUUUGAGAAAAGGAAUAAAGCCUUUGAGAA
This is a messenger RNA of Pomacea canaliculata, 3250 nucleotides long. RefSeq names its product E3 ubiquitin-protein ligase MIB2-like. NCBI's taxonomy places the organism in Eukaryota, Metazoa, Mollusca, Gastropoda, Architaenioglossa, Ampullariidae. Gene Ontology annotation, cellular component: cytoplasm. Gene Ontology annotation, molecular function: protein binding; zinc ion binding; ubiquitin-protein transferase activity. The transcript is spliced from 18 exons. Bases 16 to 2757 code for a protein of 913 amino acids. The record is from RefSeq and is a predicted model, not a curated record. Gene Ontology annotation, biological process: protein ubiquitination.